AUGCUUUCCAUGCGGCCGCCGAUCGUCGCCGCUGUGCUGUUCUGCUGCCUGGCGGUCGCGGCGGCAUCCGCGGACCGGUCGAAGGACGAGGAGCACCUCCGCGUGGCCAAGGAGUCCCCACGCCAGGCCUUCUCCGCGUGGGUGGAGAAGCACGGCAAGGGCUACAAGGAAGGCACCGAGGAGUUUGAGACGCGGUUCAAGACCUGGUUGUACAACCUGGAGUACAUCAUGGACUACAACGACCAGCACAGCUCGCACUGGCUCUCCCUCAACAGGCUGGCCGACAUGCACCCCGAGGAGUACAAGGCGCUGCGAGGCACGCGGCUGUCCAGGAAUAGGGCGAGGCCCUCGGAAGUCGACGGUCCCGACGACGACUUGGAAAUAUCCCCAAAUUCGCCCGCUUUCGUUGACUGGAGGGAAUAUGGUGUCGUCACGGAAGUGAAGGAUCAGGGGGGCUGCGGCAGCUGCUGGGCGUUCUCAGCGGUGGGCGCCGUUGAGAGCAUCAACGCCAUCAACACGGGAAUGCUUUUUUCCCUCAGCGAGCAGGAGUUGGUGGACUGCGUGACCCAGGACUACGGCUGCGGCGGCGGCACAAUGGACGACGCGUUUAACUUCACCGUGCAGCACGGCCUGACACUGGAGAGCGACUACAAAUACAAGGGGUGGGAUGAGGGGUGCAAGAGGCGGAAGGAGAAAUUGUACUACGGCACCAUCGAUGGGUACAAGGACGUGCAGCAAACGGAGCACGCACUGAAGAGGGCGGUGGCGGGGCAGCCCGUCAGCGUGGCGAUAGACGCCUCCAGCAUGGCGUUUCAGUUCUACGCCGGCGGAAUUUACGACGAGCCGUGCGGCACCGAGCUUGACCACGGCGUUCUGGUCGUCGGCUACCAGAGCAACACCCGGCACAAGGAGGGCUACUGGAUCAUCAAGAACUCCUGGGGAGCGGACUGGGGCGACGAGGGGUACAUCAAGUUCAGGAUGGGCAUGGACGGCGGCAUGGGAGAGUGCGGCAUCGCCCUCAUGGCCUCCUACCCGAUCAAGAACUAUGAGGAGCAGGACGAAGCGGACGCCUGGCACAGCGCGGUGGAGGCCGCUAUCGCAACCACCUGA
Molecule: messenger RNA, 1110 nt
Organism: Ostreobium quekettii
Lineage: Eukaryota; Viridiplantae; Chlorophyta; Ulvophyceae; Bryopsidales; Ostreobiaceae
Source: the annotation of a GenBank genome assembly